AUGGUCUAAGCAGAGCACAAGACAACCAACUACAGCCUCAUCAGAAGUCCACAUCCUGGACGUCCGGAGCAAUUCGUCACUUACCGAGUGUGACGUUCGCUCUCUGGCCAACGUGACGGGAGCCUCCAUCGUUCUCUGCGUCCUUGCCGAGGAACAGUUCCAGGACCUCACCAUUCCGCUCUUGCUUCGCGAGCAUGAGACAGUUCACCUGGAAGGCGGACGUGUGCAGCGGCCCAGGACAGCCCUGGAGCCCUUCCCUCCCCCGCCACCGGUUCUCUUCAUUUUCUACGCUGGCAACCACUUCAUGUCCCUGCUGCCGUUGGAUGCGAGUGAUCCUGCAGCGGGUGCGGAGGCCGCAGGCGACUGGUAUCGAUGUGGUGAGUGGCCGUGCGCCUGUGUGGAAACUGCGAGAGAUGGUGGCCAUGCUGCGGGCCCGUCGGUUGCCCUCGGGAAUCCAUCGGAGGCACGUCCCCCCGCUGCCAUCGAUGGACCGACCCGCCUUGUGCCGCCCCCCUCUCACCCGGAGGGCGUCACCAACCGAGGUACCUCACCCCGCUCGGACCUCCGACGCCAGCGUCGUACCGGACGACAACGGCAACGCCGCACUCGCAGGCGUUUGCAAGAGGGAGCAGUCACUUCGAUACGUAAGGACUUGGAGGAUGAAGUGGAGUCCAGCGGCCCGGAACAUCGACACGACCAGGACACCUACAUGGAAUUGGUCAGUAGCGAUGCAGCCCCGCCCAUAGGAAACGACCAAGAAGUCGACGGGACAAACGAACUGGGAGACACGGUGGAUGGACGUGGUUGGAUGGAUAUUGCGGAGGAUCGCGAUUUGACAGUGGGCGUGGGAGGGGCAAGUGCCAGCCGGCAACUCACCCCGGAUGAGCUGAUAUCUCGCGAGGGCCGCGGACCCUCGGGUGCGGAUCCACUUUCGGCGGCGGGGCCCAAUAGCAACGAUCGCCCCACACUUCCCCCUGAUCGGCUCGGCGCUUUGGGUGACAUGACGUCGCGCGAGGGCUAUGACCCGGACAACCGUGGCCCGCCCAAGGGCCUUCGAGACUUGGACGACAUCCUUGAUGCUUGACAUUCAUCAUAUACACGCACUCCAAGUCCACACAUGCCUGCGCACCCCUGCGCACAGAGACAUUCAUGAUAUACACGCACUCCAAGUCCACACGUGCAUGCGCAGGGGUGCGCACGCAGACAUUCAUCAUAUACACGCACUCCAAGUCAACGCAUCGUCGUGCACAGAGACAUUCAUGACAUACACGCACUCCAAGUCCACACGUGCAUACGCAGG
Messenger RNA from Vitrella brassicaformis, 1300 nucleotides. Lineage: Eukaryota; Vitrellaceae. The record is from the annotation of a GenBank genome assembly.